AAACCUUCAGUUUCCCGCCAAUUCGAAACCCUAAAAUCGUUUGUCUCACAUUCCAAUCGACGCUUGCGUUUCAUCCAAUGGCGGAGGAAGAAAACACCGAAACGAUCCGACCCGAGUUCCCUACCGGCCGGGUCAAGAAGAUAAUGAAGCUUGACAGGGACAUCAACAAGGUGAACUCGGAAGCCCUAUUCCUCGUUUCGUGCUCAGCCGAGCUCUUCCUCCGAUUUCUCGCCGAGAAAUCCUCAGAGGUCGUGAUCCAAAAGAACCGGAAGACCGUGAAGCUCGAACACAUGCGAAUCGCCGUCCAGAGGCACCGGCCGACUAGCGAGUUUCUCCUCGACUCGCUUCCUCUGCCUUCUCAGCCCUCGGAUCGCCCUGCAACCGAUCCAAACCGUUCUCGCCCCGUUGCGGAGAAACCGGUCCCAGCUGGCACUCGACGUAUCGACGAUUUCUUCAACAAGCCAACGGAUCAAAUUCCGGUUCAGAUCGACAACGACGAGGCGUAGAUUCGUUUUCCUUUGGUAGCGGUGGAAAGGGAUUGGGGCCCCGUUGAUUAAUUGUAGCAACGGUUACUCCGGUCUGCUAAUCUUGUUUAUCUGCUUGUAAUUGAAUGUUUUUAAUCUUGAUCGUGACUAGUCUUUGAAAAUGUCUAUUGUGAAUAGGAAUUUGAUGGUUAUUUACAAGUAGUU
Messenger RNA from Alnus glutinosa, 689 nucleotides. RefSeq lists its product as uncharacterized. Gene Ontology annotation, molecular function: protein heterodimerization activity. Gene Ontology annotation, biological process: regulation of DNA-templated transcription. The record is from RefSeq and is a predicted model, not a curated record. Bases 78 to 506 code for a protein of 142 amino acids. Gene Ontology annotation, cellular component: nucleus. NCBI's taxonomy places the organism in Eukaryota, Viridiplantae, Streptophyta, Magnoliopsida, Fagales, Betulaceae. The transcript has a single exon.